CUUAAUCAGUCACGUGGUGCCAGGAAGAGAAGCUGAACUUUAAUUCUUGGUUAGCCAUGGCAUCGCUGGCUGGUACUUCCUAUUUCCGCAGAGCCAGUGUGAUCUGGAUGGCAGUCAUCGCCCUGUCUAUGGGCUUUUUUGCAGUAAGAGGGGAUAGUGCAUUGUGGGCGAUUCCAUGUUAAGAGUAUUUGCUGUUUGUGUCAAUGAGAAACCCCAUUGUAAGCACAUGACAGAGCAAUGUUCUGCUGUAUCAUUAGCUCCAAAGGGUUAAAAAUACACACAUUAUUCACAUACAUUAUUUUGUAAUUCGUGGGUUGCGGUGUAGUUAACCAUAAAAAGUAGGUGAAAUAUUUGUACAUGAAUAUAGAACUGUGUCCUUAUUUUCAUCCAAACAAGAAUACGUUCUGAUUCUCACAAAAUAUGUGUUUCUAUAAUGUGAUAUAUACACAAAUAAGGAUGCACACUGUAGUGAGGGUGUGAGAAAGGCAGCCGCAGAGUUGCCGAAACGUUGGGGGGAAUUGGUGAGUCAUGUUCUGUCCUAUUAGGCUUGUUUGUUGGUGGUCAUUACCAUAGGCGUGUGCAGCCUAUUGCAUUAGGGUGUGCACCCUAAAGCACAAGCACACGCCGCGUAUAUAUAUGUGUGCGCUGUGUAAGGGUGCUGUUAGUGUGAUGUGUGUGAGGGUGCUGGUAGUUUGCUAUGUGGGUGAGGGUGUUUGUGUGUGUGUGUGUGUGUGUUUGUGCUUGUGAGGGUGCUGUUAAUGUACUGUGUGUGAGGGUGCUGUUUGUGUGUGAGGGUACUGGUAGUGUGCUGUGUGUGUGUUUGUUAGGGUCCUGUUUGUGAGGGUACUGUUAGUGGGUGCUGUAUGUGUGUGGGGGCUGUGUAUGUGUGUAGGGCCUGUGUAUGUGUGUGGAUGCUGUAUGUGUGUAGGUACUGUGUGCUGUGUGUGUGGGUGCUGUAUGUGUGUGGGUGAUUGUGGGGGUACAUUACUUAAUAUCCCCCUUCCCUUCUUACCUUAUGUAGGGAGGGGGGAUUCUUGUUCCUGCUGCUUUCCCUGGUGGUCCAGUGGAGAGUGAACUCUAACAGAGUUCACGCUCGCGAGAUCUGAGCAUUGCCGGCAAUAGCUCCCCGGGUCCUCUCCUGCCUCCCUCAAUGCCUGUGGGUCGGUGGGGAGGGAGGCUGAGAGCAGAGCCGGCGCUCGGAUAGCGCCGGCUCUGCAUGAGCCAACAGGGGAUAUCCUGAGAUCUCCCCUGCCGGUCUCACGCUAUAGGCGUGCUGCGGGGAUUAGGGUGUGCCCAGGCACACCCGGCACACCCCGUGCGCACGCCUAUGGUCAUUACAUUUGUUCAUGUGCCUUGAUUGACUUGUUGCGUUUUUUUGGGGUUUUUUUGAUUUAGCAUUUAUGUAUUUUUUUAUGUGUUUUAUUGAAUAAAGAAUUUAUAAAUAAAUUUCACUUAUUAGUUAAAUACAGUGUGCAUCCUUAUUUGUGUGUGUAUGUGUAAUAUAUACUAUAUUUGGUUUGGAAGGCAUUUGCGGGAGUGCAUUAUAAGGUUUUGCACCUGAGGAUAUAAGUCGUAAAUUAGGUUUAUCCUCCAUGUGAUUUUGUUAUUUUACUGUAAUAUGAUGCAAUAUAAUUAGGGAUUAUUCUAGUUUAAGUGACUGAAUGAAUAAUCAAAAUUUUAUUAAAGGACCACUAUAGUGCCAGGAAAACUUACUUGUUUUCCUGGCACUAUAGUGCCCUGAGGGUGCCCCCACCCUCAGGGUCCCCCUCCCGCCGGGUUCUAGGGGGAGGAAGGGGUUAAACUUAUCUCUUUCUCCAGUGCCGGGCGUGGAGCUCUCCGCCUCCUCUUUGGCUGAAUGCGCAUGCGCGGCAAGAGCUGCGCGCGCAUUCAGCCAGUCCAUAGGAAAGCUUUAUCAAUGCUUUCCUAUGGACGCUGGCGUCUUCUCACUGUGAAAAUCACAGUGAGAAGCGCGAAAGCCCUCUAGCGGCCUUCAAUGAGACAGCCACUAGAGGCUGGAUUAACCCUCAGGUAAACAUAGCAGUUUCUCUGAAACUGCUAUGUUUACAGAAAAAAGGGGUUAAACCUAGCUGGAGUGGUCUGGGUGCCUAUAGUGGCCCUUUAAAGACAGGAGGCAAAUAUUUGCUUAUCUUUCUUUACUGAAACUCCCAGCAGCAAAGAAACAGUUAACAUUAGUGUAAAAAAAAUUCAACCAGAGUGCAUAACAGUAAUAUACAGUGCCAUUAGACGUCUCCCAAUUCCUCUUUCUUGAUGUCGCCGAACUGUAGUAGUGCCAACUUUGUAAACUAAACUAUUAACGAACAGUAGAUCCUCAUGAAGUCAACCAGGUAAACAAGCUGUACAAAGACUGAUUAGAAACUCCCUGCAGAGUCAAUGCGAAAACUUCACACUAGGAGAAAAAGAGAGAGAACCGUGAAAGUAUGGUCUCUUGGGUAAGAUAAAUUAAAAUACUCACAAGUGAUUUUAAGAUAACUUGAAUUUAAAUCUGAGCUUAAGUGUUAUUAAUCAAUCUAACAACUUUACUAUAGUCCACACAGUAAGGCACCAGCGUAUGAUAUAACCACAACUGGUAUGCAACUAACUUCGUGAUCUGGAGUGAACAAAUAAAUAUUAGAGUCUGGAACUUACCUUGAAGAGUGGGAGAAAGUAUUGUAAGGGCGGGAAAAUAUUCGCCUCCUGUCUUUAAUAAAAUUUAGAUUGUUCAGUCACUUAAGCUUGAAUAAGCCCUAAUUUUAUGGACAGGAGGCUUCAUAUUUGCUUUUUUUUUUUUUUAACGCUCUUCUAUAAUAGGAAAAGCAGCGUGCGUCGUAGUGGAUUCUCUUGACCAGUCUGCAGAAGAUAAAAUAUCCGACAGAGAACUGUCCGCACGAAAUGCAGAAGAUGCGGUCGCACCUCUAACCGAAUGAGCACCAAAAGAUUGGUCAAUUCCUGCAUUAGUGAGCAACCAUUUGAUCCAGCGUGCAAUCAUGGAAGAGGAGACUGGUUUGUGCAGUCUAACAUAAGAAAUGAGCAGCGGUCUUGAAGGAGGACAUAGAUUAGUUUUGCUGUCAAUGUAUUGACGGGUACAACUGACAAUGCAGAGAGACGGUCUGUCCGGGAAGUAAGGGUAGAAUACUGAUGAGGAAUUCGUCUUUGUAUGUCUGGUAAUGGUAAAUCUGACUCCGUCUGGUGAGAGAACCAUUGUAAGAGUCAAAGGCCUGCCCGUCAGAAACUCUACGAAAAGACACGUGGCACAAAAGCAAGGCCAGUUCUGCAGAAAGCUGGCAUAGGGAUAAGGCCUUGUUAAAAGGCCAGGUUUCCAACAAGGAGAAAACUAGAGACAUCCCAGAAAUUGUAAUAUCUGGCAGUAUGGGGUCUAGUCAAACGAAUCCCCCGUAGAAGUCUACAAACAGAGGGAUGUUUCUCUAUCGGUGAAUUAUCAAUGGUAUCAUGAGCCGCAGAAAUGGCAGACCGAAAUACAUUGAUUUAUCUGUAGGACUUGCCCUGAUCAAAGAGAAAGGAUAAGAAGUGCUGAAACGGGAUCAGUGUCUCUUUCCAAACACCAGCCGACCCAAAUCUGACAUGCUGAGAGGUAGGUUCGUCUAGUUCCUGGGGCCCAUGAAUCCCAUAAGAGUGAUAGAGCUGGGAUUAAUAAACGUACGACAGAUAAGAGGAUGUGUGAAAGUGCCCACAGAUCCAACGGUUACAGUGCCAGAGAAAAAAAGGCAGGAAAAUAGAGGAAGGGUAAAAUGGCCGCCGCGAUGUCAGGUGGGCGCAGAAAAGACGCGGGUCAGAGGGGAAGCCCAAGAAAAGCGCGGCUCCAUGGGAAACGGUGUCCGCGGCCGCAAUGUCUUGAAUGGGAGAUGAGGGAGCGGUCCAACAAAGGUCUGGAAUUAACAGGAACCAAGGUAAAAACCCCUGUGGGCCGUUAUAGAAAUUGCCCGCACAGUAGAAACACAAAGAGUCUCUGCAACUCAGUCAAAUGGCAAUAGGAAGGAAAUUACACAAAUUUGAAUAAAGGUUACAUAGAUAACAAUGGGCAUGAAAAAAACAUGCAAGAAGUGCUAAAAAUAUGUACCAUGAAGCAACUAAGGUACAUAAAGGAAUUUGUAUAAAUAUAAAAGGUUUAACCAAGCUGAGCAAAUCAUAAAAUUAAACCAUUAAAGGCAACGUAAUUAGAACAGACUCACCUGGGAGGCAAGCAGGAAAGAAAAAGGAAUUGAGAGGAGUCUAAAGGCACUGUAUAUUCCUGUUAUGCACUCUGGUUGAAUUUUUUUUACACUAUUGUUAACUGUUUCUUUGCUGCUGGGAGCUACAGUAAAGAAAGAUAAGCAAGUAUGAAGCCUCCUAUCUUGCCAUAAAAUCAUGUUAUUACAUGCACUUUAUGAAAUACUGUUUGUUUGUUUUUUAAAUUAUUUUUAGUGUGUCAUUUUGUCUUCAGACAAGCACUGCAAACUGUGUUUUUCCCCUCUAAACUAUGAUGAGAGGCAAAUUGAAUACCAGAUAAUAUAUUAUAUACUCGAAUAUAAGUCAAGACCCCUAAUUUUACCCCCAGAAAACUGGGAAAACUUAUUGACUCGAGUAUAAGUCUAGGGUGGGAAAUGCAGCAGCUACUGGUAAAUUUCUUAAUAAAAUUAGAUUCCCCAAAAAUUAUAUUAAUUGAAUAUUUAUUUACAGUGUGUGUAUAUAAUGAAUGCAGUGUGUGUGUAUGUAUGUGAUGCAGAGCCUUGGUGGGGGGUGGGCAUUUUUAUUAUUAUUUUUUUUUAUAUUAUUAUUAUUUUAAAUUUUUUUUAUUUAUAUAUUAUUCAUAUUUUUGUUAUUUUGUAUUAUUUAAAUUUUUAUGUAAUUUUUUUCCGUCCCCCUCCCUGCUUAAUACCUGGCCAGGGAGGGGCUCUCAUUCCCUGGUGGUCCAGUGUUGUGCACUGUGUAGCAGGGGGGCUGGCAGGAAGUGUUUACUUACCUUUCCUGCCGCUCCUGUCAGCUCCACUGCCGCGCGGAGCGUUGCCGCGGGUCUGACCCUGCGGCUCUCGCGAGACUUACAGGGGGAGCUGACAGGGGAGCUGACCGGACCGGAGGAGAGAGAAGGGAGCUGACAGGAGCCGCAGGAAAGGUAAGUAAACACUUCCUGCCAGCCCCCAACAGGACCGCCGGAGCUUGUAAUGAGCCCAGCGGUCCUGGUCUGUAUUAUGGCAAUGUAAGUUGCCAUAAUACAGACACUCACUUGAGUAUAAGACGAGUGGGGGGUUUUCGGCACACAAAAAUGUGCCAAAAAACUCGUCUUAUACUCGAGUAUAUACGGUAUGUGUAAUUUGGAAAAUGAAACAUUGAUUUUUUUUAUUUUUUAUUUAUUUUUUGCUGUAUGUAAUUUCACUUCAAUAAAUCACAUCGUACUAAGUUGAAAGACUUGUGUGUGCAUCCUGGAUUUCUCCUUGAGCUAUAUAUAGUAUUUCAUUUGCCUCACGGGUGAUUAUAUAUAGAUAGUUAAUACAUUGUUAAACAAAAAUCUGCACACCAGUCAAGCCAUAAGACUUGCUUUUCCCACAGAAAUCUGAAAUUUGCAGUGAUGUUACUACCGCAAAGGAUUCUGGGUGGUCAUAUGCAAAUUAGUUUAACAAAGAAUUACAUUUUUGCCUCAUUCCAUUUUAAACAUUAACUAUCCACAGACUAUCCACAGGGGUUUUCAGUCACAAUUUUUUCUCCACCAUAACCUGUUUGGUAUUGACACAGACAUUCACAGGCACACACACGAAUACAUUCACAGACACACACUCACAGACACUCAGACACACACUAACAGACACAUACAGACACACACAUUCACAGACACACACACAUAAAUGAUUAUUUUUGUAAUUAAGAAAAUGGCCACCCAGCCUCCCUACCUGGAGAGCUGGUGUGGACCUGUCCCUGGGGUCCAGUGGGGCGGACGGCUGUCUCCAUUUCAGACACGACGAGGGAGCUGUGUCCUCUCUGCUCCCUCUCGCCGCGCGGGCUGUCUGCUGAUGCUGGGAGCCGGAAUAUGACGUCAUAUUCCGGCUCCUGGCAUCAGCAAAAGGCACUCGGCGAGAGGGAGCAGAGAGGACACAGCUCCCUGUGUCAUAUGGAGACAGACGCCCGCCGGGGGGGUCCAUCUGGUGGCCAUUAGGUCACCUCUUGGCCCCCCAUGACAGGUGGAACACGGGGGGCAUUUGGAACCGCCCCCUGAGUGCCUGCAAGAACAGCGGGAACGGCGUUCCUGGUAAAAAAAAAGUGCUGAAACACCGUCCUGCAGGACUCGAGCCCUGUGUGUGUGUGUGUGUGUGUAUAUAUAUUUAUUUAUGUAUUUUGUAUUGCAUUUGUAUAUGGAAUAUUAAUAUAUUCCACAUUCGCUGUGUAUGUGUGUAUGGGGCUGCUUGUGGUAUUGUGUGUGUGGAUGAUAUGUGUUUGGUGGUGUGUGUAUUUGUGGGGUGCUCGUUGGGUUUUGUACAUAUAGGUGUAUUGUCAGGGGUGUGUUUGUGGGGACUUUGUGUGUGGGCUUUUUGUAAUAUUUGUAUGAGGAAGAGGCUUCUUCUGCUGCUCUUUAUAUGUAUGUAAGUGUGCAUAUAUAUAUAAUUUCUCAUUCAUUGUUUGUCCUCUAUUGAAAUUAAUAUAUAACUGAGCUGCUGGCUAACUCACCUUUUCUAAAGCAGGUAUAUUAGAAAUCUUGACUUUUUUUUUUUUUAAAUUCUUUAUUUUACUUGUGCAUGGAGAGACAGGUUACAUUUUUCUUGCGAUGCCACAACAGCAUUAGCAAGUCGAUUAGGAACAUUAGAUUUAGCAUGGCAUGCGAUAUGACAGCACAUUUUUAUAUUAAAGAUACGAUUUUAAGCUAUUGGUUCUGGUAAUACAAGCAUGGUCAUACGUGAGGUAAUUAUAAGCAUUUGCGUCAGUAUACAGCAAUGUCGCUUUGGAUCCUUAGAAAAAAAUAAAUAAAAGAGAGCUUAAGCAUGUCAGGCUACACUAGACAAAGCAGCACUAUUGGGCUUAAUUGUGCACAGGUGAGAGGUUUGCAUUUUAUGUACCAGCAACGUGCCUGGCCUGUGAUAGUUCAGGUUAGGUAUAGCUUUGAAGCUCAUGUUAUGUGUGUUUAGUCUCUUUGCUGGGUUUGCAUAGGGAAUAUACAGUCCAGGUAGCGUGAUGUAUGGCAUGGGAGACUCAGUGCCAGGCGACAUUAAUGUGAGACAAACGAUGCAGAAAGAAUGAAAGAGCUUGUUUCAUGCCUUUAGUGGUAACCGCUUGAGGUGUAGAGAGGACUUCUACGCUUGUGUCCCGAUCUGCUGGGCCUUCAGUGUGGUGGGGAUGCGUUCAGCAUAAUAUGACCAGCAUGGAACGUGGUGAGAGGGGUGAGUGUGCCCUUCGAUUAUAGUCCCUUGCAGCUACCCAAUCCUCUCCAGGCGGUAGCUUAGAACACAGGGGUGUCCGAUACAGUGGCAGGGUUUUCGGCGUUGAGUGGUGCAAGGUCGGGUAGCUGGUACCGGCUGUAUGUCACUGCUGGGUUCAGGGUUCCCGGAUGUUUGCAGGUCGGGUGUAAGGGAACGCCUCUGCCUUUCCGCCGUCCGUGCUUCCCUAACUGGUCCAAAUGGGGGGAACGAGGCCCCUACCGCGUGGCUUCAGAGGUCCGAGUGGAAACCGCAGGGCAGGAUAGCAAAGCGGGUAGGCCUCAGAUGUGGCUGUGCCAAUGUGCCUUUUCCAAUGUCCGAUCGCUUGUGGUUCAAUUGGCCUCAGCACCAGCGCCUCUUUGCCCGCAGGACCGCUUCUGCCAGACUGCAGAUAGGUUGUUUUGAGCUUUUUACAGUCUUUAAAGACGGUUUUCUGCAGGAGCUCGCCUUGUGUGCGACCUCUCGGCACUUUUGCAAAAAUGGUUGUGUGUAAAUCAUUUUAAUGGGAUUUUAUAAUGGAUGUGGCAAUAGGCCCUGCAGCAAAGAUGAUGAAAUCCACAUAUCCGUUGUCAUCCAGGAAAAUCCCUUAUCAGUCAGAGUAUAGAGAAAUUCUGAGCAGGUGCUUUAUUUUAAUAUCUGACUAAAUAGCUGAUUAAAUAUGUUUGUAUUUCUUCUAUCUUUCAGUUGACUGUUUUCGUCCCUGAACAAGUUCCUUAUGAUAAAUUGGGUCCUAUUGGGUCAUUUGCUGAGUACAUGGUGAAGAAUCACCACACUGUAAUGUAUUAUGGGUAAGUUAGAGAGCUUACUAUAUAUGGGAGAAGAUUUGGAUAAUUAAAUCUUCCCCAGUAAAAAUAACACUACAUAUAUAUCAGAUUUUGCAGACUCCAAUCUUUACUUACUUGCACUCUCAGCAGCAUAAGCGAUACAUUUUCUGAUCUCUCAAACUGGCCAGUAAUUUCAAGUAAUGCCUGCUCCUAACACGCAGCACAGUCACUGGCCGACCAGGGGUAUCAUUGCAGUCUGGGUUCCUAAAAGAUCACUUUAACUACAUAUUCCAGUAUUCACAGAGAAUCUCUUCAUCUUCAUUGGUGACAUAUUGCAGCUCUGGAAACUGCAUCACUAGAAAUAUCUUACUCAUAUUUCUGUUUGAGAUUCGUCAUUCACGUAAAAAAAUUCUUUUUGAAUGGGCCUUUUUUUAUCCUGUGCAAGUGCACAUUCAUUUGUUUCAGGAAUAGGAAGCCCCUAGCAGGUUAGUCCUUAAUGAUGUACACUAUCCUUUAGGAAACCUAUGGGAGCGAUGUAAGGAGUAUGGAAAACACACAAGUCUGCUUUCCCAGCUGUCCUCUGGAAAGAUUGGAGGUUGUUUAAAUUUUUCCAUAUAUUCAUAUAUGCAUUCCAUAUAUUUUUAAAGUAUAUUAAGUCAAGAAUGAAAUUAUCUUUUUAACACACUAUACUAUGCUAAAAUGUUUGUCUAGAUGGAAAAGCUCUGUUUAGUUACACAUAUAAGAACUGAUUCAUCUGUAUUUACUAAUUUUAAUAAUCUAUUGUUACAGGUUUUGGUGGGCAUGGACGAUACAUGUUAUUGAGGCUCUGUAUAGCAUGCGACUCUGCAGGUUUGUACAUUUCAUGUGGAUACGUGCCACUGUAGAAUACGAACACUGGCUUUGAACAUGUACUAAGUGAUAGAGUAUGGUGAAAUUAAUUUAGGCAACAUUCCAGUCAUUGUAACAACUACAUCUCAAUGCAAAUUGUUGUAAUCGAAAAUUCUGCAAUCCAUUUCUUUUUCCAACUUGGAUAUUGUUUUUUUUUGCAACUCUGUUUUAAAGGAACAAUAUAGGGUCAAAUAUACAAACGUGUAUUCCUGACGCUAUAGUGUUCAAAACACUAUUUAGGUCGUUGUCCACCCCUAGGAUAAAAACUCACCUUUAUUCCAGCACCGGGCUGGCCACGCUUCAUCUCCUUUGCUGAGAUCAUCAGAAUUGACUAUCUCAGCCAAUCCAAGCUUUCCAAUAGGAAGGCUUUGGAUUGACUGAGAAUGUCAAUUCUGAUGAUUUUAGCAAAGGAGACGGGGCAGGCGGUGGAGCCAAACACUGCACUGGCCAAUCAGCAUCUCUUCAUAGAGAUGCAUUGAAUCAAUGCAUACCUAUGGGGAAAGUUCAGCAUCUCCAUGCAGAAGCAUUUCUUGUGGCAUUCUGAGUGACUGCUACUGGAGGUAUCCCUAGGGAGCAAUGUAAACACUGCCUUUUCUCUGAAAAGGCAAUAUUUAAAUGAAAAUGCCUGCAGGAAAAUAAAGUGCCCCUUUUGCUGAAUAAAAGGGUACAUUAUUACACCUGCAUCAAAACAACAUUAAGUUAGGGGGGAAAUAUUUAGGCUCUGUUCCUGAUAUUUUGUAAGUAUAUUAAUAAAAAUAUAUAUUUUGUAAAUUUGAGUAGUCAUAUCCAUUGAUGCAGGUGCAAAAUAAGAGUAUAGCCAUUUUAUGCCUUCUUUACGGGAACACUGCAAGCCCUGGAACAACCAGCCCAACAUAGUAAUUAUUGUGCCAGGAGUGCAAAGGUGCCCUCUAAUAGUAAGUAGUUAAACAAUUUAAGAAUGGUUUGACAACUUACCAACAGCUGGGCAGCUGGUUUAUUUAGAUUUAACUCCAUGUUUAAAACAAAGUGUCACGGCUUUAUUAUAUUGUAAUUAUAUAAAUAUACUGAACAAUUUUCUAAUUUGCAUUCAUGACACUCUUAAGUAAUGUAAGCUUCUUAAAUUCUACUUACAUUUAUUAAACACAGAUAAUUACAUGCACAGUCUGUAAUAUGCACACAAAGUCUCAGGUCCAUUUAGAAUGCACUUUGACACCCAUUAACGCAGAGAAAAUAUCUGUGUUCGUAAACAUUAUUGUUAAUGAUUGAACUUGUGCCACUUUUUUUUCUUUCAAUAAAUCAAUAAUCUGUGCAUUUUAAUGUAAAUGUGCUGUAAAAGAACGCUCCGAAGAACCAUAACCACUAAGGCACUGAUGCUCUCGUCCAGUGAGCUAGCCCUGCACCUCCUAAACAGGACCUUCCAACUCUCGUAGUGGAGGCAGAAAAUGGUGCUCGGGAGGCCCGAGGGAAGGGGGGAGGGGGGAGUGCUGUACGCUUGGAGUGCUCUUCAUCCUGAAGGUACCAUAGAUUCCUUAAGUGAUUUACAGACUUUUUUUCUGCAUGUUUUUUUUUUAGUUUAGUAACGUUAGUGGAACUGAUGCUGUCAGUCUUUUUAUGUAAGUAAGCAAAUGCAGUUAUUUUGGAGGUGAUUCAUACACAGCAAUUUGGAUGCAAACUUCCAGUGUGGCAGUCCCCUUAGAAGCCAGUUGAAUGAUUUCAGACUUUGACUUAGAAAGUACCACCAUUGUAUGUUUUAAAUUCCAGUGCUCUGAAGCCAAAUUGUAGGCCUGUAGAUCUGCCGUGUCAGAUGAUGCUCCUGUAUUGUAGCAUUUGACCUGUGUAACAAAAGUGUUAGAUCCAGUAGUACAUGUGUAAUUUGGUGGUCAGCAGAGUUAGCCCAAAUCCCUCAAUUCACAAGAAAUGGUACAAUGUGUAUUUUCUUCAUAAAUGUUUUUACCUGUUUUUACCUAUUAUGUGGUAUAAAGCAAUAUAGUGUUGCAGAACUAUUUUAUAUUAUACUCCUUUAUCUAUGAUGUUGUGAUUUUUGUCUGCUCUUUCUCUGCUCAACUCCAUUAUUUAAAGGAAACCUAUAGUGUUAGGAAUACAAAACUGAAUUUGAGCACCUCUUCCACCGACGUCAGCCAAUGGGGGAACCUAGUGCACAUGCUUUCCUACGGGAAUAAUGGCACAAAUAGAUAUAGACACACAGAUUGAUACACAUACAGAUCUAUACACAGAUACACAUACAGACAUUAAGAUAGGUACACAGACCACACGUAGAGACAUAAAGAUAGGUACACAGAUUACACAUACAGACAUUAAGAUAGGUACACAGACCACACAUAGAGACAUAAAGAUAGGUACACAGAUUACACAUACAGGCAUAAAGAUAGGUACACAGACCACAAAUAGAGACAUAAAGAUAGGUACACAGACCACACAUAGAGACAUAAAGAUAGGUACACAGACCACACAUAGAGACAUAAAGAUAGGUACACAGAUUACACAUACAGGCAUAAAGAUAGGUACACAGAUUACACAUACAGGCAUAAAGAUAGGUACACAGAUUACACAUAAAGAUAGGUACACAGACCACACAUACAUAAAGAUAGGUACACAGAUUACACAUACAGGCAUAAAGAUAGGUACACAGACACAUACAGGCAUAAAGAUAGGUACACAGAUUACACAUACAGGCAUAAAGAUAGGUACACAGACCACACAUUAAAGAUAGGUACACAUAUAGGUACACAGAUUACACAUACAGGCAUAAAGAUAGGUACACAGAUUACACAUACAGGCAUAAAGAUAGGUACACAGAUUACACAUAUAGGCAUAAAGAUAGGUACACAGAAUACACAUACAGGCAUAAAGAUAGGUACACAGACCACACAUACAGGCAUAAAGAUAGGUACACAGACCACACAUACAGGCAUAAAGAUAGGUACACAGAUUACACAUACAGCAUAAAGAUAGGUACACAGACCACACAUACAGACAUAAAGAUAGGUACACAGACCACACAUACAGACAUAAAGAUAGGUACACAGAUUACACAUACAGGCAUAAAGAUAGGUACACAGAUUACACAUACAGGCAUAAAGAUAGGUACACAGACCACACAUACAGACAUAAAGAUAGGUACACAGAUUACACAUACAGGCAUAAAGAUAGGUACACAGACCACACAUACAGACAUAAAGAUAGGUAUACAGACAUACAGAUAGGUACACAGAUUACACAUACAGGCAUAAAGAUAGGUACACAGACCACACAUACAGACAUAAAGAUAGGUACACAGAUUACACAUACAGGCAUAAAGAUAGGUACACAGAUUACACAUACAGGCAUAAAGAUAGGUACACAGAUUACACAUACAGGCAUAAAGAUAGGUACACAGACCACACAUACAGGCAUAAAGAUAGGUACACAGAUUACACAUACAGGCAUAAAGAUAGGUACACAGAUUACACAUACAGGCAUAAAGAUAGGUACACAGAUUACACAUACAGGCAUAAAGAUAGGUACACAGAUUACACAUACAGGCAUAAAGAUAGGUACACAGACCACACAUACAGACAUAAAGAUAGAUACACAGAUUACACAUACAGGCAUAAAGAUAGGUACACAGACCACACAUACAGACAUAAAGAUAGGUACACAGAUUACACAUACAGGCAUAAAGAUAGGUACACAGACAUAAAGAUAGGUACACAGAUUACACAUACAGGCAUAAAGAUAGGUACACAGACAUAAAGAUAGGUACACAGAUUACACAUACAGGCAUAAAGAUAGGUACACAGACCACACAUACAGGCAUAAAGAUAGGUACACAGACCACACAUACAGGCAUAAAGAUAGGUACACAGACCACACAUACAGGCAUAAAGAUAGGUACACAGAUUACACAUACAUGCAUAAAGAUAGGUACACAGACCACACAUACAGACAUAAAGAUAGGUACACAGACCACACAUAGAGACAUAAAGAUAGGUACACAGAUUACACAUACAGGCAUAAAGAUAGGUACACAGAUUACACAUACAGGCAUAAAGAUAGGUACACAGAUUACACAUACAGGCAUAAAGAUAGGUACACAGAUUACACAUACAGGCAUAAAGAUAGGUACACAGAUUACACAUACAGGCAUAAAGAUAGGUACACAGAUUACACAUAUAGGCAUAAAGAUAGGUACACAGAAUACACAUACAGGCAUAAAGAUAGGUACACAGACCACACAUACAGGCAUAAAGAUAGGUACACAGAUUACACAUACAGGCAUAAAGAUAGGUACACAGACCACACAUACAGACAUAAAGAUAGGUACACAGAUUACACAUACAGGCAUAAAGAUAGGUACACAGACUACACAUACAGACAUAAAGAUAGGUACACAGACCACACAUGCAGGCAUAAAGAUAGGUACACAGACCACACAUACAGACAUAAAGAUAGGUACACAGAUUACACAUACAGGCAUAAAGAUAGGUACACAGACCACAAAUAGAGACAUAAAGAUAGGUACACAGAUUACACAUACAGGCAUAAAGAUAGGUACACAGAUUACACAUACAGGCAUAAAGAUAGGUACACAGAUUACACAUACAGGCAUAAAGAUAGGUACACAGACCACACAUACAGACAUAAAGAUAGAUACACAGAUUACACAUACAGGCAUAAAGAUAGGUACACAGACCACACAUACAGACAUAAAGAUAGGUACACAGACCACACAUGCAGGCAUAAAGAUAGGUACACAGACCACACAUACAGACAAAGAUAGGUACACAGAUUACACAUACAGGCAUAAAGAUAGGUACACAGACCACAAAUAGAGACAUAAAGAUAGGUACACAGAUUACACAUACAGGCAUAAAGAUAGGUACACAGACCACACAUACAGGCAUAAAGAUAGGUACACAGAUUACACAUACAGGCAUAAAGAUAGGUACACAGAUUACACAUACAGGCAUAAAGAUAGGUACACAGAUUACACAUACAGGCAUAAAGAUAGGUACACAGAUUACACAUACAGGCAUAAAGAUAGGUACACAGAUUACACAUACAGGCAUAAAGAUAGGUACACAGAUUACACAUAUAGGCAUAAAGAUAGGUACACAGAAUACACAUACAGGCAUAAAGAUAGGUACACAGACCACACAUACAGGCAUAAAGAUAGGUACACAGAUUACACAUACAGGCAUAAAGAUAGGUACACAGACCACACAUACAGGCAUAAAGAUAGGUACACAGAAUACACAUACAGGCAUAAAGAUAGGUACACAGACCACACAUACAGGCAUAAAGAUAGGUACACAGAUUACACAUACAGGCAUAAAGAUAGGUACACAGACCACACAUACAGACAUAAAGUUAGGUACACAGAUUACACAUACAGACAUAAAGUUAGGUACACAGAUUACACAUACAGGCAUAAAGAUAGGUACACAGAUUACACAUACAGGCAUAAAGAUAGGUACACAGACCACACAUACAGGCAUAAAGAUAGGUACACAGACCACACAUACAGACAUGCAUGCAAAAUGUACACACUUUUUUUAAAGCACAGGUUUUAUUUAAUGUAACCAUUAUGCAACGUAAUAUAGACAAAAAAAAUUUGUGGAAAUAUAUAAUAAUUCAUAGUAAUCCUCUUUUUUUACAUAUUUACUAUUUUAUUUUAUUAAAUACUAAAGCCACACUUCCAGCGCUUGGGAUUAAUGGAACAAGUUUUAUAAACUGUUCAUAUUCAAGUGGUUCAAUUUCAAGUUUUAAUGCUGCUUGUCCCAUAAGAAAGGAAGGAAGUAUAUUUUACAUUUAUUCUUAUUAGUUUUAAAUAAUUUAUUUAAUUAAAAUGCACCCAAAUCAUACAAAAUGGCUAAAAGAAGCUGUUUAAAUAGAAGAGCUGCAGAAGAGCACACAGUCAGGAAUUGAUAAUCAAGGUAAAAAUGUUCUCACAUGUUUGUGAUUACCACUAUUAUUAAGAGAUUGAAACAGACUGCAAUGUUCAUUGUAAAAUAUUUGUGGAAUUUAUCUGGGAGGAAAAAGAUUUUGACCUUACUAACAAAUAACAUGGCAUUUUUUUGUUGUAAUAUGCUACUAAAACAAUAACACAUUUUACUAUAAUUUGUUUGCGUUUCACUAAUCAAUAUUUGCACCGAGCUUUCAGGAUAUAUUUGAUUGCCUGCAAAAGAAGAGUUAAUAUACAGCUCAGUUGCUAGUCUCCUAACCAUUUCAGUAACAAUAAUAGAACUGGCAUUGUACACAUAUUAAGCAACCCUCCCCCCCUGUUUCCUACCUGCAGAAGGGUAACUUCCCUGUGUCCAAUUGGCUGACUGAGGCUGUUGGAAGGCAGAGGUUCUCCGACACUGCUACUCUUUGACUCCCUCCCGUGCUGCUCUGUGUCAGCUGAGACAAAGUGAUGGACUGUUGCUUCCAGUAUUACGGGGGUCACGCUCUUAAAGGGCCGCAGUGCUGACCGGUUCCCUACAAACACUUUUGCCAUUGGUUGGCCCCCCUGAGCGUGUGGGAUCUAUCACUGGCCACACCAUUCCUUUAGAAUUCCCUACCUCAUUCUAUUAGAUGCUGUCUUAGCCUCCAGUCCUUUAAGAUGUCACUAAAAACACACCUAUUUAGCAAAGCCUACCAUCUUCCUGGUGACUCUUCUCAUUACAACUGCCCUCCACAUGUUUGUUUUCUUGGUCCAGCUUACACCUAUCUUCUUCCACUCUCCAGUUCUUCCAUACACCAAUUUAAUUACCUUAACUCGGCACAGCACAGGCAUUUUAUCCAUCAAGCUGUCCUACUGUCAUGAUCUCUUAACUUAUUCCAUUGCGCCCACGUUGUGCAUGAUCCAAAGCAGACUCCUCUUCCAACGAGUCCAGCAUGUCCCAUGCCGGAAGCUGGAGUCAAGCCCCCUUUUAUGACGGGGAUCACACAUCAUGACACCAUUGACGUGGUCCCGCGUCAUCAAUACCGUCCCAGAACGUUUUGGGGGCAUAGCCUUAAAGCAAAAGAGGCCCCCUUAUAAAAGGGAUGCCUUUUGCCUUGUUCCUUGCCUUAUUGUGGUUCCUUGUGUUCCCCUUAGUGCUCUUUGAUUCUCCUUGCGUAUUUACUGUUAGGCAACAUUCUGUUUCUGUGUACCGACCCGGCUUGGCUUUUGACGUUCCUGUUUUCUGGUUCCCUGACUCGGCUUGUAUUUUAACCUCCUGAUUUCUGGUAUCCUGACCUGGCUAUUCUUGUAUCGUUCUCCUGAUCUCUGGUAUUUUGAUUUUUGGCAAUCUUCUGACUACUCUUUUCUACCUACGUUAAAUCUGACCAUUCUAAGGUUCAGUAAUAUGUGCUUGGGUUUACAUACUCUGACGUGCUGCUCUUAGUCUUCGUUCCUUUAACCGUUCUUCACAGAUUGUAAGUUCAUUAGAGCAGGGGAAUUUGUCCCCAAUUGUCUAGCCAUUUUUAUUCCGUCUGUAAAUUUCUAGUUUUUAAAUAUGCCCACUGUGUAAUUAUAAAGCGGUGCGGAAAAUGUUAAUGCUAAUAAGAUACUACUAAUAAUAGUAUACUGAAAGCAAAGUUACAAAAUCAGGCCAAUAAAGUUGGCAAGAAUUCUCAGCAUAACUGUAGUCACAGGGUGCCUGUAUUACUCUAAAUUUAACAAUUUGGUUUUCCAAUCAUGACCAUUCACUGUUUAGUGAAUAUAUGCCCUUGUCUUUUGUAUUUUCUAGUUUAAACUUCCCCAAGUGGAUUUAAUUCUUAAUUGCCUCUGCUUUGUUUCCCGUUAAAAAAUCAAGAAAACCUUAAAGGAUCUCUGUAAAGCAUAGUCCAUUAUGUUGAUGUUAAACUUGGCUUUGUGAAUUAUGAAUUAAAACAGACUGAUCACUGCCUGAACUGCCGUAGUGGAUGACUAUUUUAAUUCCGUUUUUCAUUUCCAUGGAAGAACAAUUAUGUGUGUUUGUUGUGAAAUCCAUGGAAACACACGAAAACAGCGUUCUGUGGAACAGUUGAUCUGUAUUAUGGAAGCUGAAGGCUUUCGAUGUCCUAGUUAUGUAAUACACUCUUGCAGUACACAUUGAGUCUGACAGAGUAUCAACUAUUUGAUUAUCUCUAUUUGAUCGGUUGAAUUGCCAUGUCACUGAAAUUAUUAAAGGGAAGUGUGGCUGUAUGCCAGGGGAGUCUGUUUAAUACAUGUAAAGUGAUUGUUACCAUAGUAAAGCAUUAUUAAAAAUUAUUAUAGCUAAGUGACAUAAUUUGUUUUCUUAAAGCAGCACUGUCACGUUUUAUUUUUUUUAUAUAUAUAUAUAUUUUCAUUUUUUAAAAUUUCAUUAUGCUAUUUGUAUAUUAAUAAUUAUACUCCCCAUAUCCCCAUGCCAAUUGCCACCAUGUAUUGUUUCCUUUCCACCUAGCUCUAGAUCUAAAUAUCCUAGCGCAGCCCUUCUCUGGAAUUCUUUUGACCUUUGGAUUGUUGGUAAAUUAACUUGGCAUCUGAAAUAAAAUCUUAAGUUCAGUCCAUUGACAAAGAUCACACUUCUCAUAAGAAACAGUGGCUCCUACUUUUACUUACUUAAACUAAGAGAAUUUAAAUAAAUAAGUAAAAUAGAGGAACAAACAAGUCAAAAUGAAUUAAAAGUAAACAUUUGCAGUGACUCUUUAACUUGCACUAUAACUCUGUGUAGCUUCCAUGUUUUGCUAUGGAUUUAUUGUUGUGGGUUGUAGAUUAGCAUACAUAUAUUGACUCUCAUGUUGAGUGACUUAAUUCAUCAGCAAAUGUACCAGAAUCCAAGCAUCACAUGGGAACCAUAAAAACAUACAUAAGCAUUACCAAAGAUCUGUAUUAUUAAUAUUACUGGUGUGUGUGUGUGUGUGUGUGUAUAUGUAUGUAUGUAUGUAUAUAUAUAUAUAUAUAUAUAUAUAUGUAUGUAUGUAGCACUUUACAAUUUGAUCAGAGGGAGAGAUUUAACAAUAACUGAGACAAUUACAAAAACUUACAGGAACAAUAGGUUGAAGAGGUCCCUGCUCAAACGAGCUUACAAUCUAUAGGAGGUGGGGCAUAAAACACAACAGGACAGGAGGUAGCAAUCAAACAAGGUGGAGUGAAGCAGAGCUGGAGGAGAGAAUAGGGUACUGGCCUUUAGGAGAGAGAAAGGGACAGGUAUGUGAGGUAGAGGUCAUAAGCUUUCCUAAAAAGAUGGGUUUUGAGGCACUUUUUAAAUGAUUGAAGACUAGGGGAGAGCUUGAUGGUCGUAGGCAGGCUAUUCCAAAGGAAAGGUGCCACCCGCAAGAAGUCCUGCGAGCGUGAGUUGGUUGUACGUGUACGAGCAGCGGACAGGAGAAGGUCAAGGGCAGAGCGAAGAGACCGAGAAGGGGCAUACCUGCGGAUCAGGGAAGCGGUACAGGAGGGGCUAAAAUUGGCUAGUGCUUUAUAGGUGUGGAUUAGUACCUUGAAUUGACUCCUAUAGGAUACAGGAAGCCAAUGUAAGGACUGAGAGGGGAGAGGUGUGAGAGGAGCGACAUGAGAGGAAAAUCAGUCUAGCUGCAGCAUUUAUUAUAGACUGUAGUGGGGCAAUACGACUUGUGGGAAGACCUAUUAGGAGAGAGUUAAAAUAAUCCAUGCAAGAGAUUACUAGUGCAUGGACAAGCUCCUUAGUAGCAUCUUGUGUAAGAAAGGGGCGGAUGCGGGCUAUGUUUUUAAGGUGGACUCUACAGGAUUUGGUAACAGACUUGAUGUGAGGCCAGGUCCGGGAAGGAGACACAUAUCUGAGUGUCAUCAGAGUACAGGUGGUAUUGGAAUCCAAAUGAGGUAAUAGGUUUGCCAAGAGAGGCAGUAUAAAGAGAAAAUAGAAGGGGACCAAGGACAGUGCCUUGGGGGACUCCAACAGAGACAGGAGGAAGGGAGGAGGUAUCAUUAGAAAAGGAGACACUGAAUGAGCAUUGGGAGAGAUGGGAGGAAAAUCAUGAGAGGACAGUGUCACAGAGACCGAAUGAUUGAAGAGUUUGGAGAAGGAGAACAUAGUCAACAGUGUCAAAGGCAGCAGAGAGGUCAAGAAGAAUUAUUAUAGAGCAGGGGUGGGCAACCUACGGCACUAGUGCCAUGCACGGCACUCAAGGUUGCUAGAGCCAAACAGGCUCUGGCCUAUCAGGAGUCCCAGUGAAACUUCAGAUAUUUGCUAAUACGAAGAGGUGGUGAAGGACAAUCCUAAAUUUAUCCAUUGCAGCACGUAGAGGAAGUGAUCACAGAUCACUUCCUCCCAGCACUUGUGAAUGGGUAUCCACGCUGGAGUAGAGCCUCCUUGCAGCUGCUUUUUGCAGCUCCUGUCCUUGACCUGUACCUGGCCAGCCUGGACCCCACUGGAACCCAGGGAAGCCACCCACACUGCUAGAUAUACACAGAAAUGCAGAAUAAUCCUCCCUCUUUCAAAUAAUACGAACAGCCCACACACAAACAUACACACAAUUCACACAAACGCAACACCACUAACAAUCCACAUACAUGCACACAACCCCACAUGCAAUACCCCAAACAGCCCCAAAAAUACACACAACGUGAAAUUUCCAUCCACACACAAUUCCACAAGCAGCCCUCAUACACAGCCCACAUUCAUAUGUAUCAUACACAAUACCAUAAACUACUAAUGAACAUAUACAAUAUAAUAGCUCAUAUACGCACAAAUACAAUGAUACAAAGCAAAGCAAUUACAGUAAAAAUAACACAAGCAGAAUACGGCAGCAUGCACACCUCAAUUUAAAACAAUAGGAUCGGCACGCUACGGGACUUCACAAUCCUUUAUCGGCACAGUGCUGCUAAAAGGUUGCCUACCCCUGUUAUAGAGUAAUGUCCUUUGGAUUUAGCUGCGUAGUUGGUGACUUUAAUAAGAGCAGUCUCAGUAGAGAGGAGGGGGCGGAAGCCAGACUGAAGAGAGUCAGGGAGAGAGUUGGAACUAAGGAAGUAAGUCAGGGUGGUAAAGACAAGUCUUUACAGAAGCUUUGAGGAAAAAGGCAGCAGGGAUAUGGGACGAUAGCUAGAGGGGGAGGACGGAUCAAUAGAUUUUUUUUUUUUCAGAUGGGUACUACAGUAGCAUGUUUAAGGGCAGCAGGGACAACUCCAGAAGAGAGAGAGCAGUUGAAGAUGUGUGUUAAGGGAGGCACAAGACAAGAGUAGACACGUCGCAACAAAGCAAGCAAUUGCUUGGGGCCCCAAGACAAUGACCAGGGAUGUAUUAUCCGCGAGGCAAACAAGGCACUUUCCAGGGGGCGGCAAAAAAAGCCGCCCCAAAAUGCCCAGGGCAAAUGUCUUGUUAGCCUUGCGGCUAACUAACAAUCCGGUCGGUCGGGCGGCACUGGCGAGGGAGCACUUUCCCCUGAGCGCUCUGCUCAGCUUCCUCGCGCGCCGCAGACUGAUGCCGGGAGCCGGAAUAUGAAGUCCUAUUCCGGCUCCCGGCAUCACUCUGCGGUGCGCGAGAGAGCUGAGCAGAGCGCUCAGGGGAAAGUGCUCCCUCGCCAGCGCUGCCCGACCGACCGCCCAGUAGCCCCACUAGACCCCAGGGAGAGGGAGAACCCCCACCCCCAGCAUUCCCAAAGGUAAGGAGGGGUAAAAAAAAAAAAAAAAGUGAGUGUGUUAAUGUGAGUGAGUGUGUGUCUGUUAGUGUUUGUCUGUCUGUUAGUGAGUAUGUGUCUGUUAGUGUGUGUCUGUCUGUUAGUGAGUGUUUGUUUGUCUGUUAGUGUGUGUGUGUUUUAAGUUGGAUUUAGUUAUUGUGCACUUUUUUAAUGUAUAUUUGAUUUUAUGGUACAGUGGUGUUUUUUGCAAAUGUUCAAUUGUUGAAAAUGUUCAAUUGUUGAAAAUGUUCACAUUUAAUGCACAGUAUAUGCAACAGCAGUAUUUGCACUGUAAACAUGUUUUAUUUAUGCACAGUAUAUGCAACAGCAGUAUUUGCACUGUAAACAUUUUUUAUUUAUAUAAAGUGUAGGUGAUCUUAAACUGUAUGGCUAUGCUAUGGUUCCUGUAGGCUUUGCGUGCGUGCAGGGAGGGGGAGGGGGAGGUUGGGGGGGCCUCCAUGUCCAUUUUGCUUGGGGCCCCCAAAUUCCUUCAAAUGGCCCUGGAUGGGACAGGAUCAAGUGGGCAAGUGGUGGGUCGAGAGGAAAGGAGAAACGCAGCCACCUCUUUUUCAGUAGCCUGGGAGAAAGUCUGAAGGGUAGGAAAGGCAUGACCUAGGUGUGGUAGAGAAAAAGAGGGGCAAGGUGGGGAGAAUUCUUUCCUUAGCUGUUCAAUCUUGUCUGUAAAGUAGCAUGCCAAGCUAUCGGGCGUAAGGUUAGUUUAGGGGGGGCAAAGAAGGGAGUUAUAGGUAUUAAAAAGACGCCUGGGAUUGCGGGAGCAUGAGCCGAUGAGGGGGGGAAAGUAUGAUGACUGUUUGGUAAGGGCAAUGGCUGUGCUGUAUGAACGCAACAUGAAUUUGUAGUGGAGGAAGUCAGACUGGGUGUGUGACUUCUUCCAGCAGCUUUCAGCAGAACGGCAACAUCUCUGCAGGUAGCGUGUUAAUUUAGUGUGCCACGGUUGGGGGCGUGUUAUCCACAAGGUGCAUUUUGGAGUGGGGCUGUAGUGUCCAGGGCAGAGGUGAGGGUAGUGUUAUAUGAGAAGAUAGCCAGUGAGGAACAGGAGAAAGAAGGGAUGGAUAGAAGUUGGGAAUCAAUAUUAGCUGAUAGCUCCUGGAGGUCAAUAUAAUUCAGAUUUCUUCUUAGUUGAAGGGGGUAGAUUUCAUCUACCCAAGGGCUUGGGUAGAUGAAAGUAAAACGUAGCUUUUAUUUAAUUCAGAAAAAUAUUGAGGUAUUAGCUCCCACAAGGAGUUUUCAUCAGGACAAAACUGAUCCUGAUGUCCUGAUGGGACCUGAUACCUCGAUAUCCUUGUGGGAGCUGAUACCUCGAUAUUUUUAUGGAUUAAAUAAAAGCUAAAUUUUACUUUCAUCUACCCAAGUCCUUGGAGUGCGGUUGAUUCCUAUGUUUUUAUAGUCCUAUGCAAAACCAGCACUGGGCAUUAUCUCUAUCUCCAGGAGUGCAAGCCAUGUAUAUAUAUCUAUAUAUAUAUCCUGUUAAAAUGCUAUAUAUUCAGAAUACAUUCGGCACAUAGGACACAGGCAGUUUUUACGUCAAAUUUGGAGUUAAAAAAAAAAAGCUCUCUAUAUUCCAAAAAAAAAAAAAAAAAAAGAAUUCUUGGUGCCAUGGCCAGAAUUCAGAAUAAAAGGAACAUGCUCGUCCAUUGCGUGAGUCAAUUGUUUGGCUAAACUUCUGCCUAAUUGCAGUUCAUUUGAGAAUGAAUGCAGACGUUUGGUGUAGACCAGUUAUUGGCUUUUGGGACAGGCCUAUGACAAAUAUGUGCAUAUUCUUUGUUAGCAAUAUAUACAAUUUUACAAGAAUAAAUAUAAGAAUAUUAUUGGAAAUAAUACAGAAGCUAGUGUAGUAUAUAAAUGUUCUGCUUUAAAAGGUAAUAGUUAAUCCUAUUUCUAUGACUAGGACACUAGUUUCCAUGCUGGGCCUUUCACCUCCGCUGGAAUAUGACCUAUAAUUGUUAAUGAUCAUGUUCGGAACUUCAACAAACACAUUCUGACUUUCUUUCUGUUUAUUUCUUUUUCCAGUUCUAAAGGGAUUACAGACUCUGGAGUCAAACUUAAAUGGCUCAUACAGACUUUCCUGUUUGGAAUAGCAUCUCUCUCACUCCUAAUCGCAUACAAGCCGAGUCCUGCUAAGAAACGAAGAUAGAAAGUGAACAUUGUGUAGGAAAAAAAGAGGCCCGCUAACCGCAGUGACCUUAUUUUUCUGGAUUAUAGAAUAAUUACCUCAUUUAAAAUAAGAAGGGUUUGCGUCAUAGUAUAUAGCAGUUUCCUUACCUGUUUUUUAUAUGUGAAAUUACUUGAAUCUAAUUCCUGUAAACUAAAUACAGUCCAUGAUCACAGUUCUCUUUACCAAAUGAUAGACCACUUUUGAAACUCUCUUGCCUUUUAAACUUCUUAUGUGUUGGCUAAAACUUCGGUAGUGAUCAACUGUACUGACUAGGAGUUUAUUAACAGCAGUUUGCCUAUCUCUCUGUAAAGUAAUGUACUGACUACUCUGUGAUUUAACGAACACCUGGUUACAGCUUGUUUCAUCCCAAGGAGCAUAAAAAUAGGACAACUGGAAGAUGGCAAAUUCAACAACUGAGCAGAACUCAACAGCAUUUUAUAUCUCUUUAAAGAACUGUAUAGUGAGCUAUAAUAUUCAUAUUAAAUGGGCAUGUGUUUAAUGGGCGUGUACGGUUAAGGAGUGACGGUGGGUUGAUCUAUUGGUAACAAAGACUGAGUUGGUUAAUAAAUUUCAGAAUUCUUAAAUAUGUUGUGCUUUUUACUGAAGACUUUAGGAUUCCGUACUAAUAGUGGAGUGCGACAUUCUCCCUUGGAGCUGUUUUCGAAGUAUGUAUCCCAAGGGCUGUCUUAUCAGGGACAUAGAGUGCUCGAUAGCUGGAAAGAUUUAUGUAAUGCGAAUUUAAUUGCGGAUAUAGCGAUAUGUUUUUUGCAAAAUAGAAAUUUCGAAAAAAAAAUUUCAUGGCUUGGUAAGGUAAAUGUUGUUAUGCUGCAAAAUAACCUUGUUUUGUCCACUUAAAGGGUCACUCCAGACCCCUAAACAACUUU
Messenger RNA from Pelobates cultripes (western spadefoot toad), 23665 nucleotides. NCBI's taxonomy places the organism in Eukaryota, Metazoa, Chordata, Amphibia, Anura, Pelobatidae. The record is from the annotation of a GenBank genome assembly.